AUGUUCUCUCUCAGAUCUUCGCAGCCCACGCAGGCUAUUCUGCGCGCUGCCACUUCCACUAGCCGCCCGUCUUAUGUUGCAACGAGGUCUAUGGCCACGGUUCAGUCCGAUAUCUUCAAGCCCACAAAGUACGGCGGCAAGUACACAGUGACUUUGAUUCCAGGUGACGGAAUUGGAGCCGAGGUCGCUGAAUCAGUAAAGACUAUCUUCAAGGCAGACAACGUCCCCAUUGAAUGGGAACAGGUCGAUGUUAGCGGUGUGGACACUGGAAACAAACACUCCGAAGAACUUUUCAGAGAAUCAAUUGCCUCUCUGCGACGCAACAAGUUGGGUCUCAAGGGUAUCCUUCACACUCCCGUUGAGCGCUCCGGACACCAAUCUUUCAACGUCGCUUUGCGCCAGGAGCUUGAUAUCUAUGCCUCUGUUGUCCUUAUUAAGAACAUUCCCGGUUACAAGACCCGACACGAGAAUGUCGACCUUUGCAUUAUCCGUGAGAACACCGAGGGUGAGUACUCGGGUCUCGAGCAUCAGUCCGUCCAGGGUGUCGUCGAGUCUCUCAAGAUCAUCACCCGCGCCAAGUCUGAGCGUAUUGCCAAAUUUGCUUGUAGCUUCGCUUUGGCAAACAACCGCAAGAAGAUUACUUGCAUUCACAAGGCCAACAUCAUGAAAUUGGCCGACGGUCUUUUCCGCAACACUUUCAAGAAGGUCGCCGAGAGCUACCCUACUUUGGAAACCAACGACAUGAUCGUUGACAACGCUUCUAUGCAAGCUGUCUCUCGCCCCCAGCAGUUCGACGUUAUGGUCAUGCCCAACUUGUACGGUGGUAUCUUGUCCAACAUUGGUGCUGCCCUCGUUGGUGGCCCUGGUAUUGUCCCCGGUUGCAACAUGGGCCGUGAAGUCGCUGUCUUCGAGCCUGGUUGCCGUCACGUCGGUCUUGACAUCAAAGGAAAGGACCAGGCUAACCCCACUGCUUUGAUCCUUUCCGGCUCUAUGCUCCUCCGUCACCUUGGUUUGGAUGAACAUGCCAACAGAAUCUCCAAGGCUGUUUAUGACGUUAUUGGUGAAGGAAAAAUAAGAACCCGUGAUAUGGGUGGUGUUGCCACAACCCACGAAUUCACUCGGGCUGUCUUGGAUAAGAUGGAGGCUUCUUUCUAA
This is a messenger RNA of Talaromyces marneffei, 1155 nucleotides long. RefSeq lists its product as uncharacterized. The record is from RefSeq and is a predicted model, not a curated record. Gene Ontology annotation, molecular function: isocitrate dehydrogenase (NAD+) activity; magnesium ion binding; NAD binding. NCBI's taxonomy places the organism in Eukaryota, Fungi, Ascomycota, Eurotiomycetes, Eurotiales, Trichocomaceae. The transcript is spliced from 5 exons. Bases 1 to 1155 code for a protein of 384 amino acids. Gene Ontology annotation, biological process: tricarboxylic acid cycle; isocitrate metabolic process. Gene Ontology annotation, cellular component: mitochondrion.